Molecule: messenger RNA, 467 nt
Organism: Macrosteles quadrilineatus (aster leafhopper)
Lineage: Eukaryota; Metazoa; Arthropoda; Insecta; Hemiptera; Cicadellidae
Product: ejaculatory bulb-specific protein 3-like
Exons: 3
Coding region: 23-406 (127 amino acids)
Source: RefSeq, a predicted model, not a curated record
CAGUCUAACCUACGUGCAAGUGAUGACAAUGUACUUAGCAGUGUUAGUCGUCUGUGGGUUGGCCGUGGUCGCGGCCGACGACCAGUACACGACAAAGUAUGACGACGUCGACCUGGACAACGUGCUGAGGAACAACCGUCUGCUGAGGAACUACCACAACUGCAUCAUGGACAAGGGGCCGUGCACGCCCGACGCACAGGAACUGAAGAAAAACCUUCCCGAGGCUCUGGACAGCGAGUGCGCAAAGUGUUCAGAAAAACAGAAACAAGGGGCUGAGAAGGUGCUGAAGUUUUUGUACGAGAAGAAACCACAGAUGUUUAAGGAGCUGGAGAGCAAAUUCGACCCCGACGGCAAAUACAGAGCAAAGUACAAGAAGAGAAUCGAAGCGGCUGGAGUAAGAGUGUAAAUUGUAUAUGCAAAAGUUGUAAAUAAAACCAAUAAUUGACUGUGUUUUAAUCCGUUGAUAA